Molecule: messenger RNA, 344 nt
Organism: Staurois parvus
Lineage: Eukaryota; Metazoa; Chordata; Amphibia; Anura; Ranidae
Source: the annotation of a GenBank genome assembly
AUGCUGGUAGAUUAAUUGGCUCCUUUCUAAAUUGGCCCCAAUGUGUGUAUGUAUGAAUGUGAGUUAGGGAGCUUGGACUGUAAGCUCCUUGAUGGUGGGGACCAGGGGCGGACUGACCAUUCGGAAACACGGGCACUGCCCGAGGGCCCAGGGUCAGUAAGGGGUCCCAUAAGAUGCCCCUGGUACCUUUCAUAGGCUUUUUUGGGUUGUGGGCAAGGACACAGGGGCCCCAUGAUCCCCUAUUGCCCAGGGGCCCCAUGAGUUGUCAGUCCGCCCCUGAUUACAGUGGUACUGAGCUGGUUAAAUAUGUUGACAAUAAGGCGAGCCAUACACUGUACAAAUUU